UGUUACCCCGCUGCAGCAACCCAACAAACAAAACCAAAUAUUGGGGCGGAAAAUUCACUUCUCACCCGUUUUCCUUGGCUGGAAAAUGCCCCAUCAAAUGGCCACCAACCGCUGGCAGAGUCGUUUGUUGCGUGUUCUCGUAAUGGCCAUCGCCGACCUCAAAUUCAAUCAAAAUAGAAUUUAAAUCAAAAACUAAGGAACGAAAUCUACAUGUUUUGGUGCUGAAUCCCAAUUAAACCUAAGAAAAUCGUUCAAAUUGAGUGCAAUUAAGCAGGCAUUAAUUGUGAUUGUGAUUAAAUAAGCAAGCAGAAAUCAAAAGAAAGUGUUUCCCACAUUCCAGGCGCCAUAGGAAGAGCCGCCAAAGGAGUCUCCGUUUGAAUUUAACCGCAGAAACCAGGACACGAGACACUCCAGCGAGACACAGAGCCAAAGAUGUCGUCGGUUAAGGUGGCGGUGCGAGUGCGCCCCUUCAACUCGCGCGAAAUAGGCAGGGAGUCGAAAUGCAUCAUCGAGAUGACCGGGGCCACCACGGCCAUAACCAAUCCGAAGGUGCCGCCCAACACUAGUGAGGCGGUGAAGCGCUUCAACUUUGACUACUCCUAUUGGUCCCAUGAUCCACGUGAUUCGGACUUCUCCACACAAACGAUGGUCUACAAGGACAUUGGCGAGGAGGUGCUGCAGCACUCCUUCGAUGGCUACAACGUGUGCAUCUUUGCCUACGGCCAGACCGGUGCCGGCAAGUCCUACACCAUGAUGGGCAGGCAGGAGGAGCAGCAGGAGGGCAUCAUUCCCAUUAUUUGCCAGGAUCUCUUCACUCGCAUACACGAUACCGAAACCGAUGAGCUCAAGUAUUCAGUUGAGGUCUCUUACAUGGAGAUCUACUGCGAGCGGGUGCGGGAUCUGCUGAAUCCCAAGAACAAGGGUAAUUUGCGGGUGCGCGAGCAUCCAUUGCUGGGUCCCUAUGUCGAGGACCUGUCCAAGCUGGCAGUCACCGACUACCAGGACAUACACGACCUCAUCGAUGAGGGCAACAAGGCACGAACUGUGGCCGCCACCAACAUGAACGAGACGAGCUCUCGCUCCCAUGCCGUCUUCACCAUCUUCUUUACACAGCGUCGCCACGACACGAUGACCGACCUGACCACCGAGAAGGUCUCCAAGAUCAGCCUGGUGGAUCUGGCCGGCUCCGAGCGAGCCGAUUCGACUGGUGCGAAGGGCACCCGCUUGAAGGAGGGAGCCAACAUCAACAAAUCCCUGACCACCCUGGGAAAAGUCAUCUCCGCUCUGGCGGAAGUCGCAUCCAAGAAGAAACACAACAAGAAGGCCGACUUUAUACCCUACCGCGACUCGGCCCUGACUUGGUUGCUGCGCGAGAAUCUGGGAGGAAACUCGAAGACGGCCAUGAUAGCGGCCAUCUCACCGGCGGACAUAAACUAUGACGAAACCUUAAGCACACUGCGGUAUGCGGAUCGGGCCAAGCAGAUCGUGUGCAAGGCUGUGGUCAACGAGGAUGCCAAUGCGAAGCUUAUCCGCGAACUUAAGGAGGAGAUACAGAAGCUGCGCGAUCUCCUGAAGGCCGAAGGCAUCGAAGUGCAGGAAGAGGAUGAGCUGAACAAGUCGACGACGGGUAUCAAGUCGCCCUCGAAGUCUCGUAAUCGCAAUGGCUCCACCACGGAAAUGGCCGUGGAUCAGCUGCAGGCCAGCGAGAAGCUCAUCGCAGAACUCAAUGAAACCUGGGAGGAGAAGCUGAAGCGCACCGAGGAGAUACGCCUGCAGCGCGAGGCGGUCUUUGCCGAGAUGGGGGUGGCCGUCAAGGAGGAUGGCAUCACCGUGGGUGUGUUCUCGCCCAAGAAGACGCCGCAUCUGGUGAACCUGAACGAGGACCCCAAUCUGUCCGAGUGCCUGCUGUACUACAUCAAGGAUGGGCUAACCCGCCUGGGCACCCACGAGGCCAAUGUGCCGCAGGACAUCCAGCUGUCGGGGUCGCACAUCCUCAAGGAGCACUGCACCUUCGAGAACCGCAACAGCACUGUGACCCUGCUGCCUCACAAGGAUGCCAUCAUCUUUGUGAACGGACGCCAGCUGGUUGAACCGGAGGUGCUGAAGACCGGCUCGCGUGUCAUCCUGGGCAAGAAUCACGUUUUCCGCUUCACCAAUCCGGAGCAGGCUCGCGAGCUGCGCGAGAAGAUCACCGAAAACGAGGCCGAGAACGAGGUGGAGAAGGCCGACGCCCCGCAGGUCUCAAGGAAGUUUGGCCAGUGCGAGCUGCUCGAGAAGCAGGGCAUCGACCUGAAGGCCGAGAUGAAGAAGCGGCUAGACAAUCUCGAGGAGCAGUACAAGCGCGAGAAGAUGCAGGCCGACCAGCAGUUUGAGGAGCAGCGGAAGACCUACGAGGCCCGCAUCGAUGCUCUGCAGAAGCAGGUCGAGGAGCAGUCCAUGACCAUGUCCAUGUACAGCAGCUACUCUCCAGAGGAUUUCCACCAAGAGGAGGACGUCUACAACAAUCCCAUGUACGAGUCCUGUUGGACAGCCCGCGAGGCUGGACUGGCGGCCUGGGCCUUCCGCAAGUGGCGCUACCAUCAGUUCACCUCGCUGCGCGAUGACCUCUGGGGCAAUGCCAUAUUCCUCAAGGAGGCCAAUGCCAUUUCUGUUGAGCUAAAGAAGAAGGUGCAAUUCCAGUUCACCCUCUUGACCGACACCCUGUACUCCCCUCUGCCACCCGAGCUGGCCUCGAGUGUGGCACCGCUGCAGCAGGAGGACGAGUUCGGAGCCCCGCCCGUGUCCAAGACCCUGGUGGCCGUAGAAGUCACGGACACCAAAAACGGAGCCACCCACUACUGGUCGCUGGAGAAGCUCCGAUAUCGCCUCGAACUGAUGCGACAGAUAUACAAUGUCGAGAGCCCGCCAUCAUCCAUGCUAUUCGAUACGUCCCGAAUCGAGGCCUAUAGCGGACCACAACCAGACGGCCACUGCCAAGGCCACGGCCAGACUCAGCUGCUGCUGCAAAUGGAGCCCAAUCCGCAGCCCCUUGAAGCCGUGAAAAGAGCCAGCGAAAGAGCCUCACCAGCACGUCUGACAUUGGCCAAUCUGAUACCUUCUAGACAACGCCUGGAGCUGAUGCGCGAGAUGUACCACAACGAGGCGGAGAUGAGUCCCACCUCGCCGGACUACAACGUGGAGAGUCUUACCGGGGGCGAUCCGUUCUACGACCGCUUUCCCUGGUUCCGCAUGGUCGGACGCUCGUUCAUCUAUCUGAGCAACCUGCUGUAUCCCGUGCCCCUGGUCCACAAGGUGGCCAUUGUCAACGAGCGUGGGGAUGUGCGAGGCUACCUAAGGAUCGCCGUGCAGCCGGUGCUGGAUGAGGAGUCGAUCGACUUCAACAAUGGGGUCAAGCAGUCGGCCCGCUUGGUCUUCAACGAGGACGAUGCCAAGCCCAAGUAUCGAGCCUUUAACGACAAGGACGACGUGCAGCGGUACAUCGAUAAUGGAGGACACGACAGCAAGCUGGAGGAGCUCGAGGAUGUGGACUCGGGACGCGGCAUUGACUCGAACUCUGCCUCUGACUGCCCCGAGAACGCCGAAGAGCCGGGCGAGCAUCUGCAGGUGGGCAAGGAGUUCACCUUCCGCGUGACGGUGCUCCCGGCCACUGGCAUUGGGGCCGAGUACGCAGACAUCUUCUGCCAGUUCAACUUCUUGCAUCGCCAUGAGGAAGCUUUUUCCACCGAGCCGGUCAAGAACUCGGCAUCGGGCGCCCCUCUGGGCCUCUACCAUGUUCAGAAUAUAACUGUGCCUGUGACCAAGUCGUUCAUCGAGUACUUGAAGACCCAACCGAUCAUGUUCAAGAUCUUUGGCCACUACCAGACGCAUCCCCUGCACAAGGAUGCCAAGCAGGACUUUGUGUCGCGGCCACCGCCUAUGCGAAUGCUGCCCCCGAGCAUACCCAUCAGUCAGCCGGUGCGCAGCCCCAAGUUUGGACCCCUCCCUUGUCCACCCUCAUCCACGGUGCUGGCCAAGCACGAUGUGCUGGUGUGGUUCGAGAUUUGCGAGCUGGCACCCUACGGAGAGUAUGUGCCUUCGGUCGUGGAGCACAGCGAUGAUCUUCCUUGCCGCGGGUUGUUCCUGCUGCAUCAAGGCAUCCAGCGACGCAUUCGCAUCACCAUUGUGCACGAGCCCACACCUGAGGUCAAGUGGAAGGACAUCAACGAGCUGGUGGUAGGACGCAUUCGCAACACUCCGGAGUCCUCGGACGAACAGGAUGAGGAUGCGUGCGUGCUGUCGCUGGGUCUGUUCCCCGGCGAAGUGCUGGACGUGCCCGGUGACGAUCGCUCCUUCUACCGCUUCGAGGCCGCCUGGGACUCAAGUCUCCACAACUCGGCGCUGCUCAAUCGCGUCUCACAGGGCGGCGAGACCAUCUACAUCACACUGAGCGCUUACUUGGAGCUGGAGAACAGCGCCCGCCCGGCCAUCGUCACGAAGGAUCUGAGCAUGGUAAUCUAUGGGCGCGACGCUCGCACCGGUCCCCGCUCCUUGAAGCACCUGUUCUCGGGCCAGUUCCGUAAUCCGGAGGCCAACCGACUAUCCGGCGUCUACGAGCUGUCGCUGCGUAGAGCAUCCGAAGCAGGUAGUCCAGGUGUGCAGCGUCGUCAGCGUCGCGUGCUGGACACCAGCUCCACAUAUGUGCGAGGGGAGGAGAAUCUGCACGGCUGGCGGCCACGCGGCGACUCUCUCAUCUUUGACCAUCAGUGGGAGCUGGAGAAGCUGACGCGCCUCGAGGAGGUGGGACGAAUGCGGCACCUGCUGCUGUUGCGCGAGCGCCUGGGCAUGGACACCAACCCGAAUCCGACCACCAAAACGGAGAAGGAUGUCUGCAAUCUGGCUGCCCGUGCGGCCACCUCCCCCGUGCACAUGGUCAUUCCUCAAUCGCCACAGACGCCGGUCAAAGAUCCGCAGCAAAUCACGCCAGAGCGCGAGUACAACCAACGGGAGCAGGAUCUCAUGCUCAAGUGCUUGAAGCUGGUGCAAGCUGGACGCUAUGCCAAGAACGAGGCUAAUGACACGCAGACCCAAUCGGAUGUCUCGCCCAGCGAUGAGGGCUGCGCCGACAUGACCGUCAGCUGCAUCUCCAGCAACUCCAUGGAAGACAACAAAUUUGUAAUUCUACGCAGGCUAUGCUCGCCGGAUCGGGCCGAUGCUCCGAAUGGCUGGGAGGCCCCUGCCCCGGCCACACAACCGGCUCUCCCGCUGCGGCUGUACGUGCCGGAGCUGGAGGAGAUUCGCGUCAGCCCUGUGGUGGCCCGCAAGGGCUUGCUAAAUGUCCUGGAACAUGGCGGCUCGGGCUGGAAGAAACGCUGGGUGACUGUGCGUCGUCCUUAUGUGUUUAUCUAUCGCUCGGAGAAGGACCCCGUUGAGCGGGCUGUCCUCAACCUGGCCACGGCCCAGGUGGAGUGCAGCGAGCAUCAGGCAGCCAUGGUCAAGAUACCCAACACAUUCAGUGUGGUGACCAAGCAUCGGGGUUAUCUGCUGCAGACACUCGGCGACAAGGAAGUGCACGACUGGCUCUAUGCCAUCAAUCCUCUUCUGGCUGGUCAGAUCAAAUCCCGCCUGGCGCGACGCACCUUGGAGCCGGCCAGCCAGACGGCUUCCCAGAUCCAGGCCAGCAGUGCCGCGAACGCGAACAGUGCGAACAAAUGAGAUACGAUCACGAUGGAGUCCGUUUUGGUUUACUGAGACGCAGGCUAUGGCUGGCUACAGCGCUUGAGCUUGGCCAGCCGAUUGAUCGGGCGGCGGCGGCAGCAGCUGUCCACCGAUUAAAAGCUGAAAGGAUUCCAUCGGGAUAGCAGUAGAUUUAUGUAGAGAUUGUAGAGCAAAAGCAAAAGCAAAGAGCAAACCAAA
Messenger RNA from Drosophila miranda, 5892 nucleotides. RefSeq names its product kinesin-like protein unc-104. Gene Ontology annotation, molecular function: ATP binding; microtubule motor activity; microtubule binding. Bases 433 to 5691 code for a protein of 1752 amino acids. Gene Ontology annotation, biological process: microtubule-based movement. The transcript has 26 exons. NCBI's taxonomy places the organism in Eukaryota, Metazoa, Arthropoda, Insecta, Diptera, Drosophilidae. The record is from RefSeq and is a predicted model, not a curated record.